Messenger RNA from Thalassophryne amazonica, 5837 nucleotides. RefSeq names its product adhesion G protein-coupled receptor L2a (gene adgrl2a). Lineage: Eukaryota; Metazoa; Chordata; Actinopteri; Batrachoidiformes; Batrachoididae. Gene Ontology annotation, molecular function: carbohydrate binding; G protein-coupled receptor activity. Gene Ontology annotation, cellular component: neuron projection; membrane. The record is from RefSeq and is a predicted model, not a curated record. Gene Ontology annotation, biological process: cell surface receptor signaling pathway; adenylate cyclase-activating G protein-coupled receptor signaling pathway; brain development.
UCCUCCACCUCCAGUGCGCUGGCGCUGUUUACUGGAAGCCGCGCUGCUUCUUCCACCAAGUGUCUCCACGCUGAGAGCGGGAUCUUUUCCAGAGGAGAGCCGCUGAAAGUUCACAUCAUCACUGAGAGGAGCACCGGGAGAGCACAUCGGCACAGACACCUCCUCUCCCCCACCCCCGCCCUGUGCGCGCGUCCUUUCCAUUCACUGUUUUGCGUCGCUCCUCUCCACCGUUUGUUGGUGCCGCUCCGGAGCAAAGGCGCACGGGAGAAUAGAUGAUCCGCACAGAGGUGACUGAGCCGGUUAUGUUUUUGGACUGAGCGCAGCAGAAGCAACACAUUGCCAUGGAAGUGCGCGUCCGGCGCAGGGAGACGCGCGGGCUGAGAGGGAGACCUGCCGCACGAUGAGCGCCCUCCGUCCCAGAUAAGGGGAGCAUGCCUUCAAACCUGCACCAUCUUCGAGUUUUUCCACGAGCUGACACUUUUACACUCCACGUUUCAUCCACGCCGACUGAGCCCGUGUGGCUGCACUGCUUCUCAUGAAAGGUGGGAGGAUCAACAAUGAACGACUCUGAAACCAGUUGGCUUGGACGUCUUUAAUGAGAACCUGUUAGUCAGAAAAGCACCCUGUCACAGACCAUCAGCACCAGGCGCCAUGGCAUGUUCCCUAUGGAAACUACACACCCUGUGCUGGUUCAUCAUCACGUUAGCCCAAGUACACUCCACAGAAGGCUUUAGUCGAGCCGCCCUGCCUUUUGGAUUGGUACGGCGAGAGCUGUCCUGCGAGGGUUACCCUAUCGAUCUGCGGUGUCGAAGUGAUGUCAUAAUGAUUGAAAGUGCCAACUACGGGCGAACAGAUGACAAGAUCUGUGACGCUGACCCUUUUCAGAUGGAGAACAUUAACUGCUAUCUUCCAGAUGCCUACAAGAUCAUGUCGCAAAGAUGCAACAAUCGGACUCAGUGCAUUGUCAUCACAGGAUCAGAUGUCUUCCCUGACCCCUGCCCUGGGACCUACAAGUACCUGGAGGUCCAGUAUGAGUGUGUCCCUUACAAAGUGGAGCAAAAAGUUUUUCUUUGUCCUGGGACUCUGAAAGCUGUCGGUGAUCCUUCCUUUCUCUUUGAAGCGGAGCAACAAGCGGGUGCCUGGUGCAAAGACCCACUGCAAGCAGGCGACAAAAUCUACUUUAUGCCAUGGACUCCUUAUAGGACAGACACCCUCAUUGAGUAUUCCUCACUGGAUGAUUUCCAAAAUGCUCGGCAAACAAUCACGUAUAAGCUGCCCCAUCGGGUGGAUGGAACUGGAUUUGUGGUCUAUGACGGUGCAGUGUUUUUCAACAAAGAACGCACCCGCAAUAUUGUGAAGUUCGACCUGCGAACUCGAAUCAAAAGCGGCGAGGCCAUCAUCAAUAAUGCCAAUUACCACGACACAUCACCCUACAAGUGGGGUGGUAAAACAGACAUUGACCUGGCGGUAGAUGAGAAUGGUCUGUGGGUGAUCUACGCCACAGAGCAGAACAACGGCAUGAUUGUAAUCAGCCAGUUGAACCCCUAUACACUACGCUUUGAGGCUACAUGGGACACAGCCUAUGAUAAGCGCUCAGCCUCCAAUGCCUUCAUGGUGUGUGGAGUGCUCUACGUAGUCCGCUCCACUUAUGAAGACAAUGAAAGCGAAGUCAGCAAGAGCCUCAUCGAUUACAUGUACAAUACCAAACAGAACCGUGGGGAAUAUGUUGAUAUCCACUUUCCCAAUCAGUACCAGUACAUUGCAUCUGUGGAUUAUAACCCGCGAGAUAACCAGCUCUAUGUGUGGAAUAAUUUUUACAUCCUGAGAUACCAUUUGGAAUUUGGCCUACCUGAUCCAGCUCAUGCUCCACCACUGUCAGAAUCCACAACACCCCCUCAGCCUGUAAGAACUACAACCACCACCACCACAACCACAGUGCACUGGGGCGUGGCCAACACUACCACCACAACAGGGUUCAAAGAGGGUAGCAGGGGAGUGCCCAAGCUGCCUCCCGCCAUCCCACAGACUACUUCCCCGCCGCCUCUGGAGUCCUUCCCUUUACCUGAGCGCUUCUGUGAGGCCACAGAGAAAAGAGACAUAAUGUGGCCUCAGACCCAGAGGGGCACGCUUGUGGAGAGACCUUGCCCCAAAGGAACACGAGGCACAGCCUCUUAUUUAUGCGUCCUUUCCACUGGGGCCUGGCACCCAAAGGGCCCCGAUCUCAGCAACUGCACCUCCCACUGGGUCAACCAAGUAGCCCAGAAGAUCCGCAGUGGCGAAAAUGCCGCUAACCUGGCCAAUGAGCUAGCCAAGCACACUAAAGGUCCCAUCUUUGCUGGUGACGUCAGCUCCUCUGUGCGCCUGAUGGAGCAGCUGGUUGACAUUCUGGAUGCUCAGCUGCAGGAGCUCAGACCCAGUGAGAAGGAUUCUGCAGGACGAAGCUUCAACAAGCUUCAAAAACGGGAAAGGACAUGCCGGGCAUACAUGAAGGCCAUUGUGGACACAGUAGAUAACCUUCUGCGGCCAGAAGCUUUGAAGUCCUGGCAGGACAUGAACAGCACGGAGCAAACGCAUGCCGCCACCAUGCUGCUGGACACUCUGGAGGAAGGAGCCUUCGUCCUUGCCGAUAACUUGGUGGAACCUGCCAUCGUAAAAGUUCCCGCAGACAAUAUAAUCUUGGAUGUGUAUGUGCUCAGCACUGAUGGACAGGUCCAGGAUUUUAAAUUUCCACAAACAAGCAAAGGUGGCAUCUCAAUCCAGCUUUCGGCUAAUACUGUCAAGCUCAACAGUCGCAAUGGAGUUGCCAAGUUGGUUUUUGUGCUCUACAAAAACCUGGGCCAGUUCCUGAGCACAGAAAAUGCCACCAUCAGGAUGGCAAACGAAGCUUACGGCCGCAACGUAUCGGUGGCCGUCAACUCUGACGUCAUUGCCGCCUCAAUCAACAAAGAAUCCAGCCGUGUGUUCAUUAAUGAGCCGGUGGUUUUUACCCUGGAGCACAUUGAUAUGGAGCACUACUUCAACUCCAAUUGCUCGUUUUGGAAUUACUCUGAGAGGAGUAUGAUGGGCUACUGGUCCACCCAAGGGUGUAAACUCCUGGAGUCCAACAAAACCCACACCACCUGUUCGUGCAGCCACCUCACCAACUUCGCCAUCCUCAUGGCACACCGUGAAAUCGCAGUUAACGGCAGAGUGCACGAGCUGCUACUGACAGUCAUCACUCGUGUUGGGAUUGUGGUUUCUCUCGUCUGCCUCUCAAUCAGCAUCUUCACCUUCUGCUUCUUCAGGGGUCUGCAGAGCGAUCGCAACACUAUUCACAAGAAUCUGUGCAUCAAUCUCUUCAUUGCUGAGCUAAUAUUCCUAAUUGGUAUCGAUAUGACGGAACCCAGGAUUGGAUGUGCCAUCAUUGCGGGGAUCUUGCAUUUCUUCUUUCUGGCCUCCUUCUCCUGGAUGUGUCUCGAAGGAGUCCAGCUAUACCUCAUGCUUGUGGAGGUCUUUGAGAGUGAAUAUUCACGGAAAAAGUACUACUAUGUUUCUGGUUACCUCUUUCCUGCCAUUGUGGUUGGCGUCUCUAUCGCUAUUGACUACAGGAGCUACGGCACUGCAAAAGCGUGUUGGUUAAGUGUGGAUAAUCAUUUCAUAUGGAGUUUUAUAGGACCCGUCACCUUUGUCGUCAUGCUCAAUCUCAUCUUCCUGGUCAUCACCAUGUACAAAAUGGUGAAGCACUCUACCACACUGAAACCGGACUCCAGCCGACUGGAGAAUAUAAAAUCUUGGGUCAUGGGUGCCUUUGCUUUGCUGUGUCUGCUGGGUCUCACGUGGUCCUUCGGCCUCUUCUUCAUCAACGAGGCAUCGAUUGUCAUGGCAUACCUCUUCACUAUAUUCAACACCUUCCAAGGAAUGUUUAUCUUCAUCUUCCACUGCCUUCUCCAGAAAAAAGUCCGCAAAGAGUACAGCAAGUGCUUCCGCCACACGUACUGCUGUGGAGGAUUGCCGACUGAAAGUUCACACGGCUCUGCAAAGACUUCCACCACACGGACAAGUGCACGCUAUUCCUCUGGUACACAGAGUCGUAUCAGGAGAAUGUGGAACGACACCGUAAGAAAGCAAUCCGAGUCGUCCUUUAUCUCAGGUGACAUCAACAGCACCUCCACCCUAAAUCAAGGAAUGACCGGGAAUUAUCUACUAACAAAUCCUCUUCUCCGACCUCAAGGCACUAACAACCCGUAUAACACCCUGCUGGCUGAGACAGUCGUAUGUAACACUCCCACGGCGCCAGUGUUUAACUCUCCAGUGACCUACAGAGAGACAAGGCACUCACUGAACAACACGGUGAGGGAUACAAGUGCAAUGGAUACACUACCGCUAAAUGGUAACUUUAAUAAUAGCUACUCGCUCCGCAAUGGGGACUUUGGAGACAGUGUGCAGGUAGUGGACUGCGGUCUCAGUCUGGACGAUGCUGCCUUUGAGAAAAUGAUCAUCUCUGAGCUAGUACACAACAACCUGCGUGCCUGUAACAAAAGCCACCACCAACAGCAGCAACAACAACAACAGCAGCAGCACCCCAGUUUACAUCAUCAACCCCACCACCAGCAGCCGCCGCCGCAGUACCACCACCACCAUCACCACCACCACCACACGGAGCAGGCUCCACCAAAGGUGACUGCGGUAGGCGGCUGCAGCAGGGAAGGCGAUGCUAUCGUAGCUGACGCUUCAUCGUUGGUGCACGUGGGCGACGCCGUCGGCCUCGAGCUGCAUCAUCAGCAGGAGCUGGAGGCGCCGCUCAUCCCCCAGCGGACUCACUCACUUCUGUAUGCACCACAGAAGAAGGUGAGAACCGACGGAGGAGUGGAAACCUUUAUCAGCCAGCUGACAGCCACCAACCCCGAUGACGGUCUGCAGUCCCCAAAUAGAGACUCUUUGUACACUAGCAUGCCGAAUCUGACGGACUCUCCGUGCCUCGAGAGCAGCCCUGAUGCGGUGGAGGAUCUGUCCCCUUCCAAGAGGAGCGACAACGAGGAUGUUUACUACAAAAGCAUGCCUAACUUGGGGUCCACCCACCAGCUCCAAGCUUAUUACCAGAUAGGCCGAGGGAGCAGCGACAGUUACAUUAUUCCUAUUACUAAAGAGGACUCAAUUCCCGAAGGAGAUGUGCGGGAAGGACAGAUGCAGCUAGUGACAAGCCUUUAAAUGUAUUUAAAUCUCCCCCGAACCUCUCUCUCCCCUUUUGCUGCCCCGUCCUCUUGGAGAACACAUGAGUGAAGGGAAGUGUUUGUUUUAUUUUUAGAUCCAACAGCCCUCCGUCAUGCAUACCGCCCCCUCCGCCAGCUGCCCAACAUUUUCUCACCUUUCUGGCAGACCAACAGACUUGGUGCAAAGUUUUAAUGAGACUGUACAUAAAAUACAGAGUCAGAUUUCAAAUUUUAAGAGCCAACUAUGUAUUUAAAUGUGCUGCUGCUGUUGAAUAAUUGAGAACAAUUUAAGGUACGAAUGACAAAACAGAAAUAAAAACUCUUAGUGGCUGCAUCAGACCAGCAAUCUACCGGUCAAAAAGGUUGUACAUACACUCCCCGACAUCUUGAUCAAAGCCUGUUUUUAUUGUAUACUAAACAAUACCCCAGGACCAGGACUCCAACCCUGUUUGUAAAAUAUUCCUAAUCAGACUGUUAGAAAAGGAAUAGAAUGUCCUGGUCGCUCUCCACCACCACCGUGAAGUUUGGAUUGUAUAACUACUAGCAAUCAAGCUCCUGGCCUUAUAUUUUCUCAACUGUACAUUUAAACUGUUGUCAAGGAAAAUGGCUAAAAUAUAUAUUUUGUUGUAUUGCUAGUGUAAAAUAAAA